Messenger RNA from Seriola dumerili (greater amberjack), 972 nucleotides. Its product is annotated as trypsin-like. NCBI's taxonomy places the organism in Eukaryota, Metazoa, Chordata, Actinopteri, Carangiformes, Carangidae. Gene Ontology annotation, biological process: proteolysis. The record is from RefSeq and is a predicted model, not a curated record. The coding region runs from base 1 to 762 and encodes 253 amino acids. The transcript has 5 exons. Gene Ontology annotation, molecular function: serine-type endopeptidase activity.
AUGAAGUCAGCUCCAUCCUGUCAUCUCUCACUGCUCCUUCUGCUUGUAGUUAACCUAACAGGUGUUUAUGGGAAAAGAAUCAUCGGGGGUGCAGAGGUAGAGCCCUACUCCAUCAAGUAUCAAGCUUCCCUCCGGUUCAUGAACUACCACUUCUGUGGAGGCACGCUCAUCCACCCACAGUGGGUGGCAUCUGCUGCCCACUGCUGGAGGCCGAGUCACCUGAUCAAAGUGGUCCUGAGUGAACACAGUAUCACCAAGGUGGAGGGCUAUGAGCAGAUUUUCAAUGUCUCCUUAGUCAUCAGGCACUACCAGUACCAACACUGGACGUUUGACAAUGAUAUCAUGCUGCUGAAGUUGGAGCGGCCAGCUAUCAUCAAUGCCAGGGUCGAGCCGGCCCCUUUGCCAGAUCCGGACUCACCCCCGUUGGCUGACCUUGCCCGGUGCACAGUCAGCGGCUGGGGCGUGACCUGGCUGAACAGCUACAGACUUUCACCUGUACUGAGGUCUGUGAGUGUGGACAUCUUCUCUAACUGUUGGUACUACUACUACUUCAGGAUCACAGAGAACAUGAUCUGUGCUGGCUCAAUCUAUGGUGGAAAAGAUUCCUGUCAGGGUGACUCAGGAGGACCUCUUGUCUGUAAUGGUAAAUUUGAGGGCAUUGUUUCUUGGGGCAUCGGCUGUGCCUAUGCUUAUUUCCCUGGCGUCUACACCAAGGUCAGAAACUACCACGGAUGGAUCAACUGGGUCAUCCAGAACAGCUAAUGAGAUUCUUAAUAACAAGACUCUACUGUGAGGAAGAUUUGCAUGGAUCCUAAUGGAUCCAGUGGGGUUUUUUUGUUGUCUUUUAUACAGUACUUUAUGUAAACAUGAAUUUAAUGCCAAAACACUGAUCUGUGACAUACACUCCAUAAGUGUUAACUCAUUUAAGCACACACAGAUAAGAAUACACACUUUUUUCCCACUUAGUGAAUA